Molecule: messenger RNA, 3421 nt
Organism: Hemibagrus wyckioides
Lineage: Eukaryota; Metazoa; Chordata; Actinopteri; Siluriformes; Bagridae
Product: transmembrane protein 87A-like
Exons: 20
Coding region: 296-1981 (561 amino acids)
Biological process (GO): retrograde transport, endosome to Golgi
Cellular component (GO): Golgi apparatus; Golgi cisterna membrane
Source: RefSeq, a predicted model, not a curated record
AUUAACUUGUGUUUUCAACACCAUGAUAUCUUGGCUGCGCAUAACUUAGUAAACUUUCAGCCAGUCUUAUUCUCGACUGCAAUAUAAAAUAAAAACUACGACAACACAUAUUCACACAUAUGUAUAUCAGUAGUUUUCUCAUAUCGAUACACUUGAACUAUUGAAUGUCGCCCCUUAAGUCACGCGCUGCUGUGAUGCACUGUGAUUGGUUGAUUCUGUGUAAACACAUGAUGGUGACCUCCUUCUGCUUUCAUAGGGGAGUAAAGCUUGGCGAGUCCGAGGAAGCUUUCUGAAAAUGACAUGUGUUUCUGUGUUUCUGUCAUUGGGUUUAUUUUUAUUAUCGCUGCGCCAUACAAUCGGGGCGGAACUCGCUUUGUGGAAUAUACUAAUCACCGAUAAUUUGCCGCAGGAAUUCGUUUUUCGUAAGACUCUGUAUUCCAACACCACCAUCUCCUUGAACUUUCAGGGAGAUUUGGCAACAUGUGACCAGAAAAAGUUGGCCUUUAAUGUUACUUGGUAUCUUCGCUCAUCCAUCUGUUACAAUGAAGUAUUCAGCACUCCUGACAAUGCAGCAGAGGCCAUGUUUGGUCGGGAUCACAUGUUAAAGGAGGACUGGAGUGGCUUCUAUAGCCAAGGCUAUGUCUACUUUGAUAGCUGUUCAGCUCUCUUCACCCCUAAGAUUUUCUAUAAAGAAUUUCAGCCGUUUCUACCUCUCAUGCCUCAAGAGGGCAAGAGCAUUAACCAGACCAGAUAUGUAUUGGAAGAUAAACCGCAUCUUAACGAGGCUGCCAAAUCAUGGUCAGACAGUCCCUAUAUGUUUAUUGUGAAGUUCCAAACACUGCAACAUCUAGAUGCCAGUAGAGGGCGCAAAGAGACAGAGGAUGGGGAUGCAACUAGCGAUUUAAUUGACCAUUUGUCAAUUACAAUGACAGUAAAAAUGAAGGGUUCUCAUGACUACUCUUCACCAGCUGACUGGCCUCUAAUGAUGUUCUUCAUGACUAUGUGCAUCGUGUAUGUGCUGUUCGGUGCUUUGUGGCUCCUCUGGCUGGCCUGUUAUUGGCGCGACCUGCUCAGGAUCCAGUUUUGGAUCGGCGCUGUGAUCAUCCUGGGCAUGCUGGAAAAAGCAGUGUUUUACUCUGAGUACCAAAGCAUCACAUACCAUGGAGCUUACAACAAAAGUGCUGUUAUCUUUGCCGAACUGCUGUCUGCACUGAAAAGAUCCCUAGCUCGGAUCCUCUUGAUCAUUGUCAGUCUGGGUUAUGGCAUCGUGAAACCCAGGCUCGGGACUACAGUACCCAGGCUAGUGGCUGUAGGGGUGCUUUAUCUGAUUUUCUCUUCUGUGGAGGGUGUUCUUAGGGUAACAGGGGGCUUCUAUGGCACAGUAGCUCUGAUUGCCAGUCUCAGUCUCUCUCUUACAGAUUCCUGUGUCAUUUGGUGGAUUUUCAUCAGUCUGUCUCAAACGACUCGGCUACUAAAGCUGCGCAGAAAUGUGGUGAAGCUUUCAUUAUACCAGCACUUUACCAACACACUCAUCUUCUCUGUUGUGGCCUCCAUCAUAUUCAUGAUAUGGACGACCAGACAAUUGAAGUUUGUGGACUGUCAGUCAGGCUGGAGAGACUUGUGGGUGGACGAUGCUUUCUGGAGGCUGCUCUUCUCCACCAUUCUGCUGGUCAUCAUGGUGUUGCUACGACCCUCGGUCAAUAGUCAAAGAUUUUCUCAUUCCCCACUAAUUGAUGAGGAUGAUGAUGAAGAUGCAAAGGAGCCUAUGCUAAAUGAAGCAUUUGAGGGAAUGAAAAUGAGAGGAGCAAAGUCUGACGCAGACAGUCAGAAAUUCUUCAACAAAGACAUCUCCCAGGAUGAAGACCUGAAAUGGGUGGAAGAGAACAUUCCUACAUCUGUGGUUGAUGUAAAUCUGCCUGCGAUGCUGGAUGACGAAGAGGAACUUCACAAAACCAAGCUGGAGAGAUCUAAGAUGGAAUAGGACAAUGGAAAAGAAAGCAUGAUUGAUUUCAUCAUGGUAGCUAAGGACUUUCUGAACAAUAUAAAAUGUGAUUUAAUUAGGGUCCAUGACUUGAGGUAAAUAUUUAUAUUAUUUAUAUGAGUGCAAAAACUGGAAGUGGGUCUUUCGCCAGCUGGUGAACUUCAAAUAAAGUUACUGGUGAUUAGAAUUCUUAAUUUGUAAUUCUGGCUAAUAUUGACUUUCAUAUUGUACAUCUCACAUUAGAAGAGAGGACUGAAGCCAUUCUUCUAACAUGCACUCUGCACUUAAACAGGAUGUAAGAAGGAAAUUCAGAUUUUUCUGAUGUAAGCCUGUAAGUGCUACAGUUAUGUAGCCUGCUGUUAAGGACAAUAUGAGCCCCAGCUUUGAAACUGUCCUCUCAGUGGAAUAUUUUGCUCCUCUUUUUUCCACUCACGCUUAGCAGUGAAUAAAUCUUACAAGAAUAGUGCUGAUAUUUACAAGAAAUGUAUUUACAAAAAAACAAUUGACUAGAAAUGACUCUACAAACAUUUAUUCAAAUAUCUCUAAUUAUUUUUAUAGAGUAUAUUUCAUAUCACUUGAGAUAUGCUUCAUACACAGGCAGGAAUAACAGAAAGAUCCUGAAAAUAAUAAACGUCAGCUCUUCAGCUACAAAGACUUGCUAGCAAUACACUCCGCUUCAAUGUGUUUAGGUAUGGGUUUAAAUCUUUGGCCAAAUUUGCACAACAUGCUCACAAAUUGCCUUCUUUGUUUAGCAAUUCAGGUCACUGGAAAUAAUAAAUGAUUAUGUCUAUUAAUUUUGUGUUAAAGAGCUUAUAUACAGAUAUUUUUUACAUAACUGAGGAGCAUUAUUUUGGGCUUAAGUUAUUUGUUGAUAUGGACAUUUUUAUAUUUGUAUUGCCUCAGCUGCAAACAGGUGAUAGGAAAAAUAAGUCUCAGUGUUUUUCUUCUGUUCAUACGUGAGUCUGAACUUCAUCCUCCAGUUGAUUCUCUAUUUACUGAUGCCUUUUACAUAGAUCUAAAUGCAGAUGUCACUAACUAAAGCUUCUGCAGCCUGUACUCCAAUAAUGAAACCUUGUGCAGAGACACUCAGAUCUUUUUUUCUUGCCACGCUGAUCUAAAGAAGGUGUCCAGACUUAUCCAGUAAGGGCCAGUGUGGGUGUAGGUUUUCAUACCAAUCAAGCCACACCUGAUUCCACCUGUUAAAUUAGAUAAUCUUGGCUUUUAAUAGACUCGGAUGUAGCUUCUGCUUGGUUGGAAUGAAAACCUUCACCCACACCCCUGCUCUUAAUUUAUGGUGAGGUGUGCCUGCUCAACAUUUUUAUACAUGCCACAGUGCAUCGUAAAUUAUAAAACACAUCUGAACUCAUUAUUAUGGUUCUUCCUUUGGUUUACUUUUAAAUGUCACGGUGUGAAUGAAUUAUUGAAUGAUAUUAAAUGAUU